Messenger RNA from Paramecium tetraurelia, 1797 nucleotides. RefSeq lists its product as uncharacterized. Gene Ontology annotation, molecular function: protein binding. The transcript has 4 exons. The record is from RefSeq and is a predicted model, not a curated record. Lineage: Eukaryota; Ciliophora; Oligohymenophorea; Peniculida; Parameciidae.
AUGAAUAAAUCCUAUUUCGUUGGAGGACCCUUUUGUAUAAAAUAUGGCAUAAACAUGGUUUCAAAUCCAGCGACUAUUAUGUACUCCACUCUUUUUUUCCUUGGGUACUAAGUCAUAAUCAAUGUAUUAUAAAAUAUAAACUACUUUGCCUAUGUGUACUUGGAGGGUCUGAGGAACAGAAACCUAUCCGAAAUCAACAUUUUGGCUUUGAGAGAAAUGUCGCUUCAAACCUAUGAAAAUUUAUUUUAUUUGGGUGCUGAAUUUCAUUUAAAUACUUCAUCGAGAUCAAAUAUCUACUCCCUUUAUAAGGCCUUUGAAGGGAAUCGAAUCAAACUUAAGAUCUCUGGAACAAUAUUUCCUUCCUCUUUUAGCAGACAUUUCGUUAACAACAACCAUACUCUGUUUUAAUUUUGGUUGGCCAUUCUUACAUCCUUCGUAACAACAUUUGCUGCCUAUACCCUAUAUCGCAUUCACAAUUCAGUACUCAAAUGUAUGAUAGUUGGAGUUAUUUAACUAGUACAGAAGAAAAUAAUAUCUCAGAGAAAGAAACAAGAAAUUAUAAAAGAGGGCAGUCAUGAUCAAUUGAUUAAGAAUCAUAGGCUUACAAUGUGUAUUGGGAAAAGUAUUAUAAGCAAUGAAAAUUCAAUUAUAUUUAUGCAUUAUACCAAAUUGUAUAAAAAUCAAAAGAAUAAAUUAUAUUAUUUUAUGAUUCCUAAUUUUGAACACAGUUUGCAUUUAAAAGAAAAUACGCAGAACUUUCCACAAUCAGAACAGUGCUAAUCUCACCAUAAUUUCAGUUUAAACAAUGAUAAUAUGAGGACCUAUAGCGUGGAUAAUCUAAAAUUAGAUUUUGACAGAUGGAAUACUCAGACUCAAACAGAAGCAGCCAAGCAGGAACCCAACCCAGCAAACCCUUUGAUAUAGAAUUAAAAUCUGAGUGCUAAAUUAAUGUUGAUAAUAUCUUACAAAUUAAUCAGAAUUGUAUAAAUUUCAUUCGAAUUACAAGUUAAUGAACCAGAACUCAUUGAUUUCAACAAAGUUAUUAAAUUCAAUUCUGAGGAAACAUAGAAAGAGGAUCAAUAAUUACAAUUGCAAUAUGAAAGGAAUUAUGAAUCACACAACAGUGAUUUAAUUGUAGUUCCAACUCCAUCUUAGAGAAAUAAACUCAAAGCGGUUGGAAAUAUGUUUUUGGGAAUAUGGAGAUUACAAUAAAAUGUUGUUGAACCAAUAAAAUCUACAGAAUAAUUUUAUGAUAAUUUUGGAUCUACUUAGCGUCAUUUUAAUAGCAAUUAUAAAUAGAUUCAUCCAGCUAAAGAUUCUGAGGAUCUUAGGUUAAUGGAUAUUUUCAAUUAAUUCAAAUUAGUAUGUCUCUUCACUUAGCAUUCUAUGUCCGGUUCAAGUGAGGACAUUCAACACAUGAUUAAGAUUCUUCAAAGAGAUCCAAAACGCAACCUGACGAAUCCACAAGAUCCAAAUCACAUCAUAAACCAAUUGAAUUAAUAUGGUCAAAAUGCCCUUUAUAUUGCAUCUAAGAAUGGGAAUGUUGAAGUGAUUAAAUUUUUGUUGUCACUUGAAUGCAAUCCACACAUCAGAAGUCGGAUUGUUGAGGAUCUCACUGAAAGUCCUUUAGAAGUAUCAUCAAGAUGGCACCAUUUAGAAUGCGUAAGAUUGCUGUUGAAUGCUGGCAAAUAUACUAAUGCAGAAUUGAGAUCAGCAAUUAAAGUAACCGAAAAUUAAGAAAUCAUCAAUUUGUUGAAAUUGAAUAUGACCUCCUCUCUUUUCUCUUGUUGUCUUUGA